Colletotrichum chrysophilum is the source of this 1611-nucleotide messenger RNA. RefSeq lists its product as uncharacterized. The record is from RefSeq and is a predicted model, not a curated record. Gene Ontology annotation, cellular component: cytoplasm; fungal-type cell wall. The coding region runs from base 1 to 1611 and encodes 536 amino acids. Gene Ontology annotation, biological process: fungal-type cell wall (1->3)-beta-D-glucan biosynthetic process. The transcript has 2 exons. Gene Ontology annotation, molecular function: 1,3-beta-glucanosyltransferase activity. Lineage: Eukaryota; Fungi; Ascomycota; Sordariomycetes; Glomerellales; Glomerellaceae.
AUGGGCAAAGUCGCUGCUGCCGUUUCCGCGGCCCUGUUGCUCGCCAGCAACGCCGCUGCUCUCGACCCUAUCGUCAUGAAGGGCACCAAGUUCUUCUACGAGAACGGAACCCAGUUCUACAUCAAGGGUAUCGCCUACCAGCAGGACACCGCCGCCGCCGGUGGCGAGUCCAAGACUGGCGAGUUCAAGGACCCCCUCGCCGACGAGACCGCCUGCAAGCGCGACGUCCCCAUCCUGGCGAAGGCUGGCACCAACACCAUCCGUACCUACGCCAUUGACCCUACCGCGGACCACUCCGCUUGCAUGAAGCUCCUCUCCGAUGCUGGCAUCUACGUUGUCUCCGACUUGGGAGAGCCCAAGACCUCCAUCAACCGUGACGACGCUCAGUGGAACACUGAUCUGUACACCCGCUACACCGCCGUCAUCGACGAGCUCGCCAAGUAUGACAACACCAUCGGCUUCUUCGCCGGUAACGAGGUCUCCAACAACAAGACCAACACCGAGGCUUCCGCCUUCGUCAAGGCCGCCGUCCGCGACUCCAAGAAGUACAUCAAGGACAAGGGCUACCGCUGGAUGGGUGUUGGCUACGCUGCCAACGAUGACGCUGAUAUUCGCGACAACUCUGCCCACUACUUCAACUGCGGCGACCAGGACUCCGCCAUCGACUUCUGGGGCUACAACAUCUACUCCUGGUGCGGUAAGAACACCAUGGCUGGCUCUGGCUACGAGACCCAGGUCCAGUUCUUCAAGAACUACUCCGUCCCCGUCUUCUUCGCUGAGUACGGCUGCAACAUCCCCGACGGUGCCGAGGGCCGUAUCUUCCAGGAGACCACUGCCCUGUACGACACUGAGAUGACCGAGGUCUUCUCCGGCGGUAUCGUCUACAUGUUCCACCAGGAGGCCAACGACUACGGUCUCGUCAAGGUUUCCAACGGCAAGGCCACCACCAUGAAGAACUACGACGCUCUUGCUUCCCGCGUCCUGGCUGCUACCCCCUCCGCCGUCCAGAUGGACUCCUACUCCCCCACCAACGAGCCUGCCGAGUGCCCCCCUGUCAGCUCUACCUGGGAGGUCAACGGCAAGGCCCUUCCCCCCACCCCCAACAAGGACCUCUGCUCUUGCAUGGUUUCCAGCCUUUCUUGCACUCCCAAGUCCGGCCUGAAGGCUUCCGCCAUCGGUGAGAUGUUCGGCUUCAUCUGCGGUGCCGACGCCUCCGCCUGCUCUGGUAUCUCCGCCAACACCUCCACCGGUGUCUACGGUGCCUACAGCAUGUGCAACGCCGAGCAGAAGCUUGCCUUCGUCCUCGACACCUACUACAAGAACCAGAAGAAGGCCAGCACCGCCUGCGACUUCGACGGCCAGGCCCAGGUCAUCACCCCCUCUUCCACCAACGAUACCUGCAAGACUGCCCUCGCCUCCGCCGAGGCCGCCAACUCUGCCGCUGCCACCGCCACCGCCCCCGUUGACUCCACCGCCAACCCCAGCUCUAGCGCCUCUGGCAACGCUGCCCCCGGCAACGUCUACCAGCCCCUCUUCACCUUCGGCUCCGUUGCCGUCGGCACCUACCUCGUCGCCGCCGUCGGUGUCGGUGCCGCCAUGGUCGCUCUGUAA